Molecule: messenger RNA, 6603 nt
Organism: Closterium sp. NIES-67
Lineage: Eukaryota; Viridiplantae; Streptophyta; Zygnematophyceae; Desmidiales; Closteriaceae
Source: the annotation of a GenBank genome assembly
AUCGUGACUUCCAAUUUUCAUGCUCCAGAACCUCGACCUGCUAGGCGAUGCGACUAACACUUCUGUAUUGAGCUCAUUGAGCUGACAGCCAUGGAUGCUUUUCGUCUGACGAAUCUGACUCACUCAGAAGUUGCGCAGUCUCUUCCUCUACCGUCAAUAGCGUCGCUUCAAGACGUCAACGGGUCGUCACUUUUGCGAGGUGACCAAGUCGCAGCGAGGCUAGCCGGAUCACUGAAUGGAUUGACAGGAGCUGACAUAGAUAGGAUCGGACAUUUGGUACAGGGAGCUGACGUCUCUUACCUAUCGUUGGUGGGUCCUUGCGAGAGGAGGUUAUCAGAAAGUGGAACCAUGGCUGGAGCCACCGCACUUUUGAUCAAUGCUGUUGAGCAACGUUGUCCUGGGGUUUUCGAAGUGGCAUCUUCAGCUGGGCCAGCUGAUCGAACUCCUGCACAAGUUGCCUUACACGAAGGAUUUCAGCAGCUCGUGCAAAAACCGUCGCAGCCUCCAGAAGAAGCACUGCACGGAUCCCACCUUCUAAAUGAGGCGACUCGAAAGGUAGAUGUGCAUCUAAAUGGAGAUAGCACACCUUUGAAGCUAUCAGAUCAGUUUUCUCCAUCCUCAAAGCUUAAAAAGCGACGCACAAGCCUUCAUCAGGGGCUUCGUCCAGGCUUCCAUGACGGCGGUCAUGAGGAGACUGUGGGAGGUUUGUCUAAAGCAUUGGAGGAUCUUCUCGACGGCUUCGAUUCUUCGAAUGGCGACCAGAAUGGGAGGCAGAUGGUUUGGAAGGCUAUGUCUGCAUGGCAAGAGACUGCACGGAAGUGGAGGGAGAAGAAGCUGUUGUGUUUUCUGCCAGUCGAUUUGCUAUCUCGGUUUCUUCAAGUACUGGAAGCUCAGAUUGAUUUUGGCAAGUCUUCUGAUUUGAAGGACGAGGACAAUGUGACGUCUGAAGCUUUUGAAAGCGCCAUGAUUUCUCUGGAGGCUGUGCAUCUAUCUCUCCUUAUCAUGACAUCACGUGGGAUGCCAAAGCAAGUAUUUCAGGAGGAAGUGAUUGAGAAAAUUGUUGAGUGCAUCCGAUUCCACAUGUCACGAAAUGUUUUUUGUGCGUGUGAUGCUGUCUACCGUCAAGCACAUGCUGAUGACGAGGAAGCUGCAGCUGGUCCAGAUGGUGCCACAGAACCAUCAAAAGCUGAGCGCAAAGGACGAAGAAAGUCGAAAGUCUUUGAUGGCAGGGCUUUCAAGGCGAUUUCAGCUUUGAUGGACAAGAUUUGCAGUAUUCUUCCGAUUUUCGCGAUGCUUCUGUCAGUGACAAGGCUGCCAGACAGCUCAGUGCUGCAAAUAACCAAGACUGGGCUUGAAGCACUCAGUGUCGACAAUGUGCAUUUGCUUCAACUGAAAUCAAUCUUGCUGAUCACUGCAAUUUUCCGUGUCUAUCCACAUCAUAGGAGCUUGGUGAUGGAUGAGAUUGCUCUAUUGUUGUGGAAGCUGCAUGUGGGAAAGAGGAUUUCAAGGACUUACCACUUGAUGGAGAACAACAGCACCAUCCAACUGGUUUCAGCACUGCUGCUGCAGCUCUUUCAGUGCUGUGUCUUACUUCCUGAGCCAGAGCCUCAAGCAGAGGAAGAGCUUUCCUUGAAAGAGUCAAAAGAUCUUCCAACCAAAAAAGGGAAGAGGGGACGACGGCGGAAUCCCAGCACAGUUGAAGAGAAGGGGGCUCUUAAUGGCGCAGCAACAGACCAGAUACGCGAUUUGGCCAGCAUGAAUGGAGAGCAGAAUGGUAAACUCGGCGAUGAGGAUGGAAAGAGCUGUCAGGAGAAAAGUUUCUCUGACACUGGGCUGGAGUCUGCAAUCGAUGCAGUCAGAUACUUCUGGAAGGUUGCAUUGGAGCGCUGGUCAGCUCCAAAAGCUGGUUCUGAAGGAGUGGACUCUAAAGCAGUGAUUGAAGCCUUGGUUGAAGACCUGCUACUGGCUCUUCAUCUUCCAGAGUAUCCUGCAGCCAGCCUCAUGCUCCAAGUUCUAUGUGUUUUUCUGGACACAACCUGUGGCCUGAAGUCUGACAGCUCAGCGGUUAAAGGCAUGGCGAUCGACAUCCUGGGUAUCAUUGCUUCAAAGCUCAAAACGGACCAAAGAUCCAUUGAAAAUGAGAUGGUUCCUCUUGUGAAUGGACUUUGCAAGCCAUUGGGAGAUGAUUCUUCUGCAGUCUGCCCUGUUGACUGCAAAGAGGAGCAGGCUGAUGGCACUGACGCCAGUGUCCCUGGAAACGUGAAGGAGGAGCCAUCUGAUUUGUUAAAUGGAACAGCAAUUGUCCCUACAGGGUGUGUGGUCUGCACUGUUGCAGGAGGUCCAGCUCGCCGUCCCAAUGCCCUGACUUCCUGUUCGGCAUGCUCCAGCUCUUUCCAUGCUGACUGCAUGGGUGUGAGUGAGGGCGAUGGAGGGCCUGCGUGUCUUGGAAGUGAGGUGACGUGUGUUCCAUGCCUUGUCAAGCAGCGUCUGGAAAGGGCCAUUGGAGGAGAUAGCAAGGGAACGGGAGCUGCAGUGACGAAUUUUAUGGUCUUGGAGCAGAUGGUUCUGGACUACAUUGCAGCCAGCAUGAAACGGAAUCGAGUGUGUGCGGAUGCUGGAAGCUUCUGGAUUGCAACGUGGCUGAAGGAUUCCACCCCACAAUCGGAUGCAGCGCUGCAAAGCCCCGUGAACAGAUUAUACAGAGCUCGUUACCAGAUAUUCAGGCCGCACAUGGAGUCAACUGAAGCCCUUCAAACGGUUGACCCAUCAGUAUCACUGCUUCCAGCAACAACUGCACUUGCUCCUGGUCCGGAUGUGGCAGUUGCACCAAGGGAACUUGUGCUUCGUGUGGUUCGGAGCUUCAACUUGCAGCGAGCAUUUCACCGGAGUUUCUCUGCUGUUUUGACACGGCUUUUGGCUUGUUUGAAGGACAGGCCAACAAAUCGUGCCAAAGCUAUGAAAGCAUUGAGCAUGGUGGUAGAGGUGGACCCAAGCAUCCUUGCUCUGGACAAGGUGCGGAAGGCAGUGGAGGAUCGGUUUCUGGAUGUGUCUGUCUCGGUGAGGGAGGCUGCAAUCGACCUGGUUGGGAAGCACAUCAUUGGGUACCCAGAAGUUGCACUCAAGUACUACAAUACCAUCACUGAACGCAUCCGCGACACUGGUGUGAGUGUGCGGAAGCGAGUAAUUCGUAUCGUUCGGGAGCUCUGCCUGCAACAUCGUGGCUUCCCCCAUGCUGCAGAGGCAUUGGCACGCAUCUUCACCAGAUUCAGUGACGAGGAGGCAAGCGUCCGUGACCUGGUCCUCAAGACUUUUCAUGAUGUCUGGUUUGAGGGAGCCGCUUCAAGCACUGCCUUGGCCAGCACUGAAGGCUCAGCUAUUGGUGGUGCUGGCAUUUGGGGUGCCUCAAGGGCGUCGCAAGAUGAGUCAGAGGAGAAAAAGGUGGCCGCCAUAGCUGGGCAACUUGUGGAGGUCUUGCGGACGCAGAAGUGUCAUCAGACCAUAGUCUCAAUCAUCAGGCGGAGUUUGGAGAUCAGUGAUGAGGCUGCUGACAAGAAGAGUGAAGCGCAGGCUGGAGGUUUAGCUGCAUCAUCUCUCUCGACAACCUCUUUUGCCCCUCUCUCCGCCCAAGUUGGUGGACAGCAGCGGCCCUUUGUGAGGAUGCGCUGCGAAGCCAUUUGCCGGUACCUUCUGGACCAGGUCCUAUUGGCACAAGAGCGGGAAUCGGAUGAGUUUGCAGCACUUCCAUUCGUGAUGGCCCUCCAAGCAUUUUGUGAAGUGGAUGCCACACUCUGCACGCCACCUGUGGAUCCAAGCCGAUUCGCGACCACGCUGCUUCCUUAUCUGACCACAACACAGGAUGACAAGAGCAAUGGUGAUGUCAAGCCACGAGAAAGGGCUGAACGUCAGGCACGACUUGCAUGUUUGUCGGAAUCCAUUGUGCGAGUGAUAGCAGGGAUUCUGGCACAUCUUCGCCGGCCACCAUCAUCUCUUGUCUCUGAAUUGGACCAGGUUCUUGCAUGCCUCAUCAUCAGCAGCAGCUUCAUGAACCUUGUUCAUGUCUGCAUCAGGUGUCUUUGCAUGCUCCAGAAAGUGUCUCCACGACCACUGAAGUCGUUUCAGCUGCUUGUUCCACGCUUCUACCGUGCACUAACUAACCCCAACGAAAGCAAAUUUCAUUGGCGCAGCCUUUUUGCCCUCGGCCUUCUCUGCCGCUACGGUGCUGAUGAGAUUGAAGCCCUAGAACCCCCACUUUCAAUCCCGUCCAUCCUCACUGUUUUCAAGUCCUUCCUGUCAUCUCUUGAAGAAGAGCUUCAGCAGCGUGCCCUCCAGGCAUUAGGUUUCGCAUUCAUCGCACGGCCCCAAGAAAUGGUUAAGGAGGAUGCAGCUGUUAUCUUUGGAAAUGCUCUGCGGCCGGAGGCCCCGAGCAAGCAGAAGGUUCAAGUUUUGAGGAGCUUUCAUGAGUAUCUGACAGAUGUGGAGGAGAAAAUGGUGGAGCAAAAUCGACGAAAGCUGCAAACUGAAGCCGCGGCAAAGAAGGCACUCGAUGCUUCCAGACAUCAUGGUACAGGAGAAUCUCGGGAAGGAGCUGAUGAUGGUGCCGCAGCAGACGGUGGCAGCGGUGCUGCUGGCGGCAGUACUAUUGUUCCCGUGGCUGCAGGUGCCGGGGACACCAAUGUGUGCAGUGGGGUCAUUCAACAACAUUGGGAGGAGAUCUUGCAGUGCUGUAUGGACAUGGACCCAGAUGUUAGACAAGCUGCACUGAAGUUGGUGGAGAUCGUUCUGCAUCAAGGGCUUGUGCUUCCAGUCACAUGCGUUCCUCAGUUGAUAGCUCUUCAAGUUGAUCCUGAUGAGACGACAUGGAAGACGGCACACCACCUUUUAUCACUGAUCAAUGACAGGUGGGGCAACUAUCGUUUCAUCGAGAAUCGAUUUUCUGAUGGCAUGCGUUUGGCCUAUGGCUUCAUGAGGGCUCUCUCUGCUGCUCUAAGUAAUGCUCACCCUAGUCCAGCAAUAAAGACCCCCAAUAAGGCAAAGCCAGACGUUCCAAGCCCAGCAAUACCAUCUGCAGCAGCUCAUGCCGCCAGUGCAAAGCUUCUUGGAAUAGCUCGUGACGGGCUGGGGCGUGUGUACAAGCUGAUUCGGGGCAACCGCAGUGCACGAAACAACAUUUUGCUUUCCAUCAUCAGGAAAUUUGACUAUGUCGAUGCAAGCAGCAGUGGGGGUAACAAAAUGGGCAGCAGCACUCCUUCCAGCAGUCCUGCAAACAGAGUGCAUCAAGAACGGGCCUCAACAUGUGGUGUGGCUCCUGCAGGAGCAUACGACAUCUACUUCCUUGCGUUUUGUUCACAGGUGCUUGCAACCUUUCCGUUCGCUCUUCCUGACGAACCCCUCUUUCUGGUUCAUCACAUCAGUCGUGUGGCCCAUGUGAGAGGUGGCUCUCUUCAUUCAUCCAUCAAGUACCUCUUCCGACCGUCAAGCCCACUUGGUCCUUCUGUCAAGGCAGCCAUGAAGGCAAUUGAAGAGGAGCAAGCGACUCGGUGUGGCAAUGCAUAUCGUAUAACUGAGGAGGAAGAAGAUGAGGAGGAGGCAGGAGGCUCCCAACCUAUUGAGAUUGCCGUGCCCGAAGCAGCAUCUGGCUGUCGGGAGGAUCAACAGGAGCAGCAGGUCUUCCUUGAUGCAGCUCUUCGAAGGCUCAACGACGAUACCCGAGCUGCAAUGGCUAUCUCCUUGCUUCUACAGCUGAAGGGCUGGUUGAAGUCUGCAUACUCUCUCACGGAUGCACGAUGCCUGGCCUACAAUCCCAACGAGUCUCAGCGCAACACCAACAAUGAAGCCCUUGGACAAGGAGCUACACUUGAUCUUUCGCUGCGCAACCUUCCGCUGGACAUCCUGAAUGAUAUGCGCCAGUUUGUCCUGCAAUACCAGGCAUUUAAGAGACUCAUGAAAAGUGAGUCUAUUGGUGACUACACUGGUUUCACUGUUUCUACUCCGAGCAAGCCUCGGGGGGGAAGUAAGGCUGUUUUCUCUGCAAGGCAUGGAGAGCCUAUGGAAGGGGAAGAGGGUGCUGCAGGAAGGGGAGCUGGAGAAGCGCCCUUCAGUGCUCCAGUGCACGGAGUCAAGCGCAAGCGAGGAGCACGACCCCCAAAGCCUGUUCCGGCUACUCCGCAAAAUGGAAGUGGGGAUGAGUGGGAUGCAUCCGCACAAAUGGGCAAGAGAGGGAGGAAAAGUUACGCAAUGAAGGCGCGACGACUUUCUCUGUGAACGAACCACAAGGGUUGAGUUUGUGCUCCAGUAAACUUCACCAAUGAGCUGAUUGCCUACCUAUACGGCGCUGAGAGCUGCUGCUAUAUUUCACUGUACAUAGUUUCUUCUACAGUAUUUGCCUUGUACAUUUGGCAAUCUGGCAGUUGUGUUGUAGUUGCUCUGGCCUACAUGUUCUUUCUGUCGAGAGACCCGCUUGGGUUACCCUUGAGCAGAUCCUUGGGGAAGGGCCACAGUUGCAGAGCCUGGGAGCUAUGGGCGCACUGACCCGCUAUUAACAAGCUCUUUUAACUCGGUGGUUAGUGGCUGAGUUUCUGACACUUUCAGUUUUGGUGCUUUGGU